Messenger RNA from Fusarium oxysporum Fo47, 843 nucleotides. RefSeq names its product chromatin DNA-binding EKC/KEOPS complex subunit PCC1. The transcript has 2 exons. The record is from RefSeq and is a predicted model, not a curated record. The coding region runs from base 374 to 709 and encodes 111 amino acids. Gene Ontology annotation, cellular component: EKC/KEOPS complex. Lineage: Eukaryota; Fungi; Ascomycota; Sordariomycetes; Hypocreales; Nectriaceae.
CUCAUCCCCACGCAUCUAUCAGAAACCUCCAAUCUUUUUCAAGAUCAGAGUCGCACACAACUCACCUCACUCACAUUCAAAUACAUAUCCUAUCACUUAUACUCACUUCUAACUCAACUAUCUCAAAAGAGGCCCUCUUCACUAUCGAAUCAAAACGCAAAAAUUCCCAGGGGUUGACGUUCCUGUCCUUUCGAUUUCGGGCUUAGGUCUCCAUUCCUUGUCACGGCAAAGGCCAAUGCUAGCAUCGUCAUUAUAAAACUACCGCACAACCAGAAUAUUUAAGCAUCGGGAAACGAAUAGAUCGAUCACAACAAGCAAGAGAGAUUAGAGCGUCGCUACCAAAGCAGUGACCACUUCCGCCACAGUCACAACCAUGACCGCCAUUCCCGAUCCCGAAUUUCCCUGCUCGAUUGUCCUCAACGUCCCCUUUCCCACCGCUCGACUGGCCACAACCGCCCUCAAGGCCAUUCAGGUGGACCCUGAACUCUCCCCACUCGUCAGGCGACAGCUCACCGUUGUCCCAGCGCCGACGUCAACGCAGGGUUCUCCGUCUGGCGGCGAUGCAGAUGUCCGGCUUCUUGAGGUUCAGUACAGGGCCACAACCAAUCGAAUGCUCCGAGUCGCUGUCAACGGCUUCAUGGAGAGCUUGAAACUCGUGGUGGAGGUUAUGGAGCAGUUAGAUACUGACGUUCUUGAUCAUCAACAAUAACAGCCAUCCAUAUCACAUAACAAUAAACAAUGCUCUAGACCCCUAGCCAAACUACUUCACCACAUUCAUCCUUUAAUUCAUGUCACUCCUCGACAUCUCAGAGCUUGGACCCAUGUCUCGCUUCACUGUGCUUG